AUGAACGCCUCUAUCGUAACUGGGCAACAGGCCCGACAGGCUUCACGAAAUAACAAGACACACUCGGCAUCGACUUCAGGUUUAGCACCUGGGUAUUUACAGGCCAAUCUCAUCAUUCUGCCAUCACGCUAUGCGAAUGACUUCCGUAACCUUUGUGCGCGGAAUCCGGUCCCGUGUCCUCUGAUUGCCGAGUCUGCAAACAAGGGAUGCGACAACGCCGUAGUUUCCCAUAUCGACAAUCUCCGAGGCGAUGAGAUUCUCGGAGAAUGGUGCGAUCUAAGGCGAGAUGCGCCCCAUUACAUGGUAUACAAGGACUCGAAGCUUGAAAAGAGCCACUGCGACGAUGUCGUGGCUGAGUGGACGGACGACCACGUUGCGUUUCUGAUUGGUUGCUCGUAUUCUUUUGAAACAGCACUGGCAACUGCAGGACUCCCACCGAGACAGCUUUUGCUAGGGAGAAAUGUGCCGAUGUACAGGACGAAGUUGCGGUUGUGUCCGUCAGGGGUGUUUCAGGGCGGGACGUAUGUGGUGUCGAUGAGGCCAUACAAGAGGCGGGAUGUCGAUAAGGUUAGGGAUAUCACGAGGAGGUUUGGGGCUACGCACGGGGAGCCGUUGGAUUGGGGAUGGGAGGCAGUGGAGAGGCUUGGGAUUAAGGAUAUUGAUAGGCCGGAAUGGGGGGAUGCGCCUUUGGAUGGAGAUGGGAAGAAGGCGUUUGGGGAGAUGAGGGGGCAGAUCAAAUCCAGAGAUGAAGAUGGUGAAUUUAAAGAAGAUGAAGACGAAGGAGAUGAGGAGAUUCCAGUGUUUUGGGGAUGCGGAGUGACGCCUCAGGAGGCGGUGAUGAGGGCUGGGCUGGAGGGAGUGGUGAUGGCACAUGCGCCGGGACACAUGCUGGUGCUGGAUGCACGAGACGAAGAUCUCGCAAGGUGA
Messenger RNA from Trichoderma virens Gv29-8, 927 nucleotides. RefSeq lists its product as uncharacterized. The transcript has a single exon. The record is from RefSeq and is a predicted model, not a curated record. Gene Ontology annotation, molecular function: D-glutamate cyclase activity. Lineage: Eukaryota; Fungi; Ascomycota; Sordariomycetes; Hypocreales; Hypocreaceae. The coding region runs from base 1 to 927 and encodes 308 amino acids. Gene Ontology annotation, biological process: glutamate metabolic process.